ACAUGAACUUUUCUGUGGCAUGGCGCGAUUUGCUUAGCAACGUGAUUUUUCGCUUAAAUAAAAUUAUUUUUCAACAAAUUCCGAAUUGUUAAUAGAAUUAUUUUAUUGGAAAGUAUUAAACAAAAUGUUUUCUUCCAUCAACAAUUAGUUCGGUUGAUAUAUAGAGAAAAUUAAAGGACUAUUCUUAAUUACUUUGGUGUUAUCACUCAUUUUGCAUUGUUGAUAAGGAUUAGACUUCUAACAUUUAAAAAUGUCACUGUCUAACCCGCUUAAACGAACUGAUGCUAGUGGAAAACCGAUCUUGCCACCAAUAACCAAACCAAAAAUAGAUAAAGAGAAAUAUGAUGGCCACAAACUACUUAGUUACAGAUUGGCAAAUGAACAGCAGAAAGUGUUGUCAAAGAUUAUGUACGAAGAAGCUAAAAAAGCUGCUAAUAAGACUGCAGAUGCCAUUGAAGUAAUGCCAGAUAAGGAAAAAGAACCAGAUUUUCCUUCAGAGUUAAACUAUCAAUUUUUGAAAAAAUGCGUUGAAGCUGCACCAGUUGUACCUAUGCAGAAGGAAUGGUUUGAUAAUAUCCUAAGUUUGAUACCAAACAACCUAAAGGGAGGAGCUCAACAAUAUAUUCGACAAGUGUUCGAUGAGGUUAAGGAAGAUUAUGAACGUAGUAUGAGGCGAUCUAAUGUGCAAAUGAACCUUGUUAGACCACCUGUAAGAGGAUUGGAAGAAGACGAUAAUCAGCCGAUUGAUGAGGAAGCUAUCGGUCUUGAUUUCUCUUCUAAAUGGCACAAAGCAUUCGUGGAGCAUAAAAAUCAGAUCGCAUCGAAUUUGCAUAUACUUCAUCCGUCAAUGCAGAAAGUAUUGCACAAAUGUGAAAGCAUUCUUGGUCCAUUGUUGGUUGUUGAUGGUUCUCAAUUCAGAAGAGAAGGUCCAACUGACUUUGACGUAUUGAGAAAUUCCGUCUUACUGGAAGCGGAAAAAGUAGAAGAAAAAUUAAAUUCCACUUGGCAUCCUGCUGUUGUUCAUUUAUUCGCUGAUAAGAAUAAUUUCACUUCAGUGUCUUCUAAUAAAUUGGACAGUUUCUAUAAUUGCGUCACGUGUCUUAUGUCCAAUCAAUUGAAAGGUUUAUUAGAGAGAUCAAUAAGACAGUGGGUGAAUCUAUUUGAUGAGACAAAUAAAGAAAAAUUACCUUUACUCCGAAUGGAACUCAUCUACGACGAUAAUCAAAUGCAAUUUUAUCCAACCUAUGAUAGUCUAGAAGAGUUAAUUCUCUUCGUACCUGAACAGAUAUCAAAAACUCUACAAAAUAUUAGUACUGUUCAAAGUUUCCUUUCCGGAAGUAAUCCACAAAUUGUAAACGCCACUGUCGCCGAUCACAUUUUGGAUUGGGCUAAAAAUAAGUUGAAAGAAGCUGUAAAACGAAAUUUUGAAGAAGCUCAAGCCCAUCUUGAAUGGUUUGUGAGUAAAUAUAAUUGGUUGAUAAACGGAGAAGCCGAAUCGCAAAUUACAAAAUUCUUGGAAGAGGAUCACGAUUUUGAGGAAUAUUGCGAAUAUAUCGAUUCCUUUAGAGAUGUUGCAAGACAGAUAUCUGUUUUACCAAUGAUUGAACACUACGAUAUGAUCGAAUUGGACUGCGAGGAUUUGAAAAGAGGAUUAGCCGAAGUGGCCAGAAAUCAUGCUAAUCGUCUUCUCGAAAGAAUGGCUACAGAUCACAGAAAUGAAAAUUCAGAAAUUUGUGCCGAAUUCGAUCAUAUCAAAGAGAGAGCACUCUCCGAAACGGAAAAAAGUGAUGAAUUGAUGGAUAUGAUAUCUUUUAUUGAGAAUGCCAGAACGCUAGGCAUGAUCAAAUUAAACGAAAGAAUUAAAACUAGCUUUGAGCAUCUACAAUGGAUGUUGGAUGUUUACAUAUUUUCAGAAGAGGAUAUAGAAUUGAACAAGACUACUAUGCUCUGGCCAAAAAGAAUUAAUCCAAUAUUUGAUCAAAAUGAUGAAUUGGUUGAAAAGAUGAAACAGGAAGGAGAGAAACAAUUAGUAGAAAGAAGGGAGAAAUUAAUAUUCGAGCUAAACAAAUUGAAACAGAGAGUAGAGGAAUUAGACGAUUGUGGUGAAUUGGAUAUGAUGCAAACAUACAUGCAAGAGAUAAGACAAACUCAAAAGAAGCUUACCGAAGCUCAAAAUGAAAUUGAAUGGACAAAUACAGAGGAGAAACUGUAUAAAUUUCCAGUUAAUCAAUAUCCACAAGUCGAUGAAAUUACAAGCGGUAUUGAACCUUUUAAAAGGCUGUUUGCCGUUGUAGUCUCCUGGCAAAAGGCUGAAAGAAAAUGGAUGGAUGGAAAUUUUGGCGCUUUAGACGAUGAACAAAUCGCAAAUGAACUAGAUGAUUAUUGGAAAGAUUUAUACAAAGUUCAAAAAGUAUUCAAUCAAAAAGUAAAGAAAUUACAAGCAGAAAAGGAAGAAAGAGAUAGAGAAAGGAAAAAGAAAAGGCGUCAACAGAGCGAAGAAGAUCAAGAAGAAGUAGCUGAAGAAGCCGAAAUUCAACCACCAGCCGCCUUGUUAGCUUGUAAUAAAGUUCAAGAAAAAAUGAGAGAAUUUAAAGAACACAUUCCAGUUAUUUCCAUCAUGUGUAAUAAAGGAUUACGAGAGCGUCAUUGGAAACAAAUGGAAGAACUUGCGAAAUUCGAAAUUCAACCAGAUGCUGGAACAUCUCUAAGGAAAAUGUUAAAAUUAGACAUUGCACCAUUCAUGGAGCAAUUUGAACAGAUUUCCGGCGCAGCCACCAAAGAACAUUCAUUGGAGAAGACAAUGUACAAAAUGCAAGACGAAUGGAAUGAUAUCGUCUUUGGCUUAACGGUUUAUCGCGAUACGGGUGUUAACAUUUUAGCAUCCGUAGAUGAAAUACAAACUCUACUUGACGAUCAAAUUGUUAAAACUCAAACCAUGCGAGGAUCUCCUUUCAUUAAACCGUUUGAUAGGGAAAUUAAGGCUUGGGAGGAGAAGUUAAUUAGGAUUCAAGACACAAUAGACGAAUGGCUGAAGGUCCAAGCUCAAUGGCUUUAUUUGGAGCCAAUUUUCUCAUCAGAAGAUAUUAUGCAACAAAUGCCAGAAGAAGGGCGUCUAUUCACAACCGUCGAUAGAAAUUGGAAAGAAGUUAUGAAGCAUACGGGAAAAGACGCUCAUGUUCUUGUCGCCGCCGGUCAGGCAGGCCUGUUAGAAAAACUACAAGAUUCGAACGGUCUACUAGAUAAGAUAAACAAGGGUUUAAAUGCCUAUUUGGAAAAGAAGAGAUUAUUUUUCCCCAGAUUCUUUUUCUUAUCCAACGAUGAAAUGUUGGAAAUCCUCUCCGAAACAAAAGAUCCUACAAGAGUUCAACCUCAUUUAAAGAAAUGUUUCGAAGGUAUCGGAAAACUAGAAUUCGACAAACAUUUAGAUAUUCUAGCUAUGUUUAGUAGCGAAGGAGAGAAGGUAAAACUUAGUCAAGUUAUUUCAACAUCUGAAGCUAGAGGUGCAGUUGAAAAAUGGCUCCUUCAAGUUCAAGAUGUUAUGCUAAUGAGCGUUCGAGAUGUAAUUGCGGCCUCUAGAGAUGCCUAUGCUAUUGAAGCUAGAGAAGAAUGGGUUAAGGAAUGGCCUGGCCAAGUUGUACUAUGCGUAUCCCAAAUUUAUUGGACAUUGGAGGUUCACGACGCAAUUAAAGGAGGAGCAAAAGGACUAAAGGAAUUUUAUCAAAGAUUACAAGAACAAUUGGGAAAGAUAGUUGAAUUAGUUAGAGGCAAAUUAACAAAACAACAAAGAAUUACUCUAGGAGCUCUUGUUGUAAUUGAUGUUCACGCAAGAGAUGUUGUAUUAGAUUUGGCCGAAAAGGGCGUCUCGUCGGAGAAUGAUUUCCAAUGGUUAGCUCAAUUAAGAUACUAUUGGGAGGAGGAAGUUUGUAAAGUCAGAAUUAUAAACGCUACCGUUAAAUAUGCUAACGAAUAUUUGGGUAAUAGUGGCCGUCUUGUUAUUACACCGUUAACUGAUAGAUGCUAUCGUACUUUGAUGGGAGCCUUCCAUUUGAAUUUGAAUGGAGCCCCUGAAGGUCCAGCUGGAACUGGAAAGACAGAAACGACCAAAGAUUUAGCCAAGGCAUUAGCUGUUCAAUGUGUCGUAUUUAACUGUUCGGAUGGUUUAGAUUACAUUGCUAUGGGUAAAUUUUUCAAAGGUUUAGCCUCGUCGGGAGCUUGGGCUUGCUUUGAUGAAUUUAAUAGAAUUGAAUUAGAAGUAUUGUCUGUUGUCGCUCAGCAGAUUCUGUGUAUUAUCAGAGCUGUUCAAUCGCACGUAGACACGUUCAGUUUUGAAGGAACUGAAUUAAACUUGAAUCCAAAUUGUUACGUCUGCAUUACAAUGAAUCCUGGCUACGCUGGCCGAUCAGAAUUACCCGAUAAUCUCAAAGUUCUCUUUAGAACUGUCGCUAUGAUGGUACCCGACUAUGCUAUGAUUGGAGAAAUCAGUUUGUACAGUUUCGGCUUUAUGGAUGCCAGAAGUUUAGCGGUAAAAAUUGUAACAACCUAUAGGCUGUGCUCUGAACAGUUAUCAUCCCAAUUUCACUACGAUUAUGGUAUGAGAGCCGUUAAGGCCGUACUUUCCGCUGCAGGAAACUUGAAAUUAAAAUAUCCGGAUGAGAAUGAAAAUAUCCUUCUCUUAAGAUCUAUAAUGGAUGUUAACCUUCCAAAAUUCUUGGCUCACGAUAUACCUUUGUUCGAGGGAAUAAUAUCUGAUCUUUUCCCCGGUACUGACCUACCAAAAGCCGAUUAUUCAACUUUCCUAACAGCCGUUCAGAAAAUAUGCGACAAAAGAAAUCUACAAGCAGUAGACUUUUUCAAUGAAAAAAUUAUUCAAAUGUACGAAAUGAUGAUUGUAAGACACGGUUUCAUGUUGGUUGGCGAGCCAUUUGGUUCAAAGACCUCAGUAAUUCAUACAAUGGCAGAAGCCAUGACACUAUUACACGAAGAAGGCAACGAAGAAUAUGAAAAGGUGAUGUACAGAACAAUAAAUCCAAAAGCUAUUACAAUGGGACAACUGUACGGACAAUUUGACGCAGUUUCACACGAGUGGUCGGAUGGUAUUACCGCCAAUACUUUUAGAGAGUUUGCAUCAACUGAUACUCCGGAUAGGAAGUGGGUUAUAUUCGAUGGUCCAAUUGAUGCUGUUUGGAUUGAAAAUAUGAAUACCGUAUUAGAUGAUAACAAGAAAUUGUGUUUAAUGAGCGGAGAAGUUAUUCAAAUGUCGUCUGUUAUGAGUUUAAUAUUUGAGACUAUGGAUUUAUCACAAGCUUCGCCUGCAACCGUAUCGAGAUGUGGUAUGAUUUAUCUUGAGCCGGCUACCUUAGGCUGGAGACCUAUUUUAAAAUCUUGGAUACGCUCUCUACACCCAUCGAUAACGAAGGAUAAUGCAGAAUUAUUAGAAGAGAUAUUCGAAUGGCUCGUUGAUCCCUGUCUAAACUUUUUGCGAAAGAAUUGUAAAGAAUACGUCCCGGCGUCGGUUAGUAACUUAGUAAGAUCAUUAAUGUACUGGAUAGAAAUGUUGAUGCACAAUGCGGCCCAUGCUGAAGACGUAGCCGAAAAUAGACAUUUAAGAACGUGGCUAUUAUCAUCUAUACUAUUCUCAGUUCCAUGGAGUUUAGGAGCCUUAACCGACGUUGAUGGUAGAGAAAAGUUUGAUAAAUUCUUCAGAGAACUCUUAAUGAAUAAGAAUGAAAAUUUCCCAAUUCCAAAAUCAAUUGGUAAGAUUGAAGUAAUGUUUCCCGAGAAUGGCCUGGUUUAUGAUUUUGCAUACGAGCAAAAGGCCAGAGGCUCUUGGAAACAUUGGAAUGAUUUUAUAAAAUCGUCAAAUGUAUCGUUAACGAAGAAAUUACAAGAAAUAUUAGUUCCAACUAUGGAUACUGUUAGAUAUUCUUAUUUAAUGGAUUUGGCUAUUAAACAUGAAAGACCAAUUCUAUUUGUUGGCCCUACUGGUACUGGAAAAUCAGUCUAUGUUCAACAAAAAUUGACAAACGAUCUACCUAAAGAGAAAUACGUUCCUACUUUUGUGAACUUUUCCGCUCAAACUAGCGCUAAUCAAACUCAAUUUAUCAUUAUGAUUCGUCUAGAUAAGAGAAGGAAAGGCUUUUUUGGACCAUCCGUUGGAAAGAAAGCUAUCAUCUUUAUCGACGAUAUGAAUAUGCCUGCAAAGGAAAUUUAUGGUGCACAACCUCCAAUAGAACUUUUACGUCAAUACUUUGAUCAUAAAAACUGGUACGAUUUGAAGGAUACUUCCAAAAUAGUACUGCAAGAUAUUCAAUUCCUUGCCGCUAUGGGACCUCCAGGAGGUGGAAGAAAUGAUGUAACUCCAAGAUUCUUACGCCACUUCAACAUAGUUUCAAUUAAUCCAUUCAACGACGACACUAUGAUCAGAAUCUUUUCAACACUAAUGACAACAUACCUAAGGAGUCAAGAUUUUGCUCCAGACUUCUUUUCUGCCGGAAAUGCUAUUGUACACGCUACAAUGGAGGUAUACAAGGCAGCUAUGUCUAAUUUAUUGCCAACACCGGCAAAAAGUCACUACGUAUUUAACCUUAGAGAUUUCAGUCGAGUUAUCCUCGGUUGUUGCUUAAUGAAAAAGGAACAAGUUGAAAAUAAGAGAGUUUUCACAAGAUUAUUUGUUCAUGAAGUAAUGAGAGUGUUUUACGACCGUCUUAUCGACGAUAAGGAUAGAAGUUGGCUAUUUGAGAUGAUGAAAAAUUUAAUCAGGGACCAUUUUAAAGAUUCUUUUGAUGUCGUUUUUGAGCAUCUCGCUAACGAGGGAAACGGUGGAAAAUUAAUGGAAGAAGAUUUAAGAUCACUUAUGUUUGGUGAUUAUAUUAAUCCGGAUUUAGAACCGGAAGAGAGAGUUUAUGAGGAAAUAGUAUCUAUUGAUCAAUUUUAUAAUGUUGCCGAACAAUGCCUCGAUGAAUAUAAUAAUACUCAUAAAACAAGGAUGAAUCUUGUUAUUUUCCGAUACGUAUUAGAACAUUUGAGCAGAGUUAGCAGAGUUCUCAGGAUGCCUGGUGGUAAUGCUCUUCUGGUCGGUGUAGGAGGCAGUGGUAGACAAAGUUUAACGAGAUUGGCCGCCUCGAUGUCUCAAAUGAACCUAUUCCAACCGGAAAUUUCGAAAAACUAUGGUAAAAACGAAUGGCGCGAAGACUUAAAGAAUCUAUUAAAAAUAACUGGUGGACAAGGCAAACCUACAGUUUUCCUUAUCACUGACUCUCAGAUUAAGGAAGAGAGUUUCCUCGAAGACAUAGACAGUUUACUAAAUACUGGAGAAGUUCCAAAUCUUUUUGCUCCGGACGAAAAAGCUGAAUUAAUGGAGAGCGUUAGAGUUGCAGCUCAAGCUCAGUCGCCGGAUAAAAAUGCUGAUUUUACGCCUCUAGCUCUAAUGGGUUUCUUUGUGAAUAGGUGUAAAUCAAAUUUACACAUAAUUAUUGCAUUCAGUCCUAUUGGAGACGCUUUCCGCAAUCGUUUACGACAAUAUCCGUCCCUAAUUAACUGUUGUACAAUAGACUGGUUCCAAGCAUGGCCGCAAGAUGCUUUGGAAAGAGUUGCAAAUAAAUAUCUGGAACACGCUGAAGUUGAAGACAAGGAGAAGGAAGAGUGUGUUUAUAUUUGCCAGUACUUUCACACGUCAGCUAGACUUCUAUCUGAAAAGUUCUUAUCAACUUUGGGCCGUCAUAACUAUGUAACUCCUACAUCCUAUUUGGAAUUAAUAGGGUCUUUCAAGAAUUUAUUGUCUGCAAAACAAGAAGAGACAAUGAAAGCAAAGAGAAGAUACGAAACUGGCUUAGAGAAAUUAGCCUUCGCAGCAUCUCAAGUGUCAAGUAUGCAAAAGGAACUUGAAGCUUUACAACCUCAGCUAGUGUUAUCCAAGGAAGAGAACAUUAAAAUUACCAAAACAAUUGAAGAAGAAAAGAUUGAAGUAGACGCAACAACUACAAGAGUUAGAGCUGAUGAAGCAGCCGCUAAUGAGCAAGCUGCAAAUGCCAAGGCUCUGAAAGACGAAUGUGAAGCCGAUUUAGCUGAGGCUAUCCCCGCUCUAGAAUCCGCUCUGGACGCUCUAAACACAUUAAAACCUAGUGACAUCUCUAUUGUAAAAACUAUGAAGAAUCCACCAUCAGGUGUAAAAUUGGUUAUGCACGCUAUUUGCGUUAUGAAAGAUGUUAGUCCAGAAAAAAUCCAGGAUCCUGCCGGAACUGGUAAAAAAAUAUUGGACUUCUGGGGUCCUUCAAAGAAGUUAUUAGGUGAUAUGAAAUUUUUGGACAGUCUUAAAGAGUAUGAUAAAGAUAAUAUCCCUGCUCACAUUAUGGGUAAAAUUAGAAAAGAAUUCAUUGUUAAUCCUGAAUUCGAUCCCAGUAAAGUGGCCAAAGCUUCCUCAGCGGCUGAAGGUCUUUGUAAAUGGAUAACAGCUAUGGAACUUUACGACCGUGUUGCUAAAGUUGUUGCUCCUAAGAAAAUCAAAUUAGCAGAAGCCGAAAGUACCCUUGACGCCACAAUGUCUAAAUUAAAUGAAAAGAGAGCAGAACUUAGAGCAGGCGAAGAGAAAUUAGCUAAUCUAGCUACUCAAUUGAAACAAAAAGAACAAGAAAAAGAUGAUUUGGAAGCCCAAGUUGAUUUAUGCGGAAAGAAACUAGAACGUGCCAAGAAACUCAUUGGAGGCUUAGGUGGUGAAAAAGAAAGAUGGACCCAAGCUGCCGCCAACCUUCAAGUAGUAUAUGAUAAUCUAUUGGGUGAUGUGCUUGUCUCUGCCGGAGUUAUAGCUUACCUUGGGCCUUUUACCUCAGCAUUUAGGGAAGAGUGUACUCAAGAAUGGACAAAGCUAUGCAAAGAAAAGAAAAUACCCUGUUCAGAGCAUUUCUCGUUGACAAAAACUCUUGGAGAACCUAUUAAAAUUCAAGCUUGGAAUAUCUCCGGUCUUCCAAGGGAUGCUUUCUCUAUCGAUAACGGCGUAAUUGUUGCAAACUCUAGACGUUGGCCCUUAAUGAUUGAUCCUCAGGGCCAAGCCAAUAAGUGGACAAAGAAUAUGGAAAAGGAAAAUAAAUUAUCCGUUAUAAAGCUUACUGAUUCGGAUUAUAUGAGAACGUUGGAAAAUUGCGUCACUUUCGGAAAUCCAUUACUACUUGAAAAUGUUGGAGAAGAACUCGAUCCUAGCUUGGAACCGUUACUACUCAAACAAACUUUCAAACAAGGUGGAGUUGAAAUGAUUAGAUUGGGCGAAAAUGUUAUAGAAUAUAGUAAAGAUUUCCGAUUUUAUAUAACAACGAAAUUAAGGAACCCGCACUACUUGCCGGAAGUUGCCACUAAAGUAUCGUUAUUGAAUUUUAUGAUUACGCCAGAGGGUCUUGAAGAUCAGUUACUAGGGAUUGUUGUUGCCAAAGAAAGACCUGAAUUGGAGGAAGAGCGUCAAGCUCUUAUUGUCACAUCGGCAACAAACCGUCGUCAGUUAAAAGAAAUUGAAGAUAAAAUUCUUCAUACUCUCUCAGCUUCUGAGGGAAACAUUUUAGAAGACGAAAGUGCAAUUCAAAUUUUAGAUUCGUCUAAAAUACUCUCCGAUGAAAUUGCAAAGAAACAAAAAAUAGCAGAAGAAACUGAGAAAAAGAUUGAUGAAUCCAGACAAGGAUAUAGACCUAUAGCUAAUCAUUCCGCUAUCCUUUUCUUUUCCAUAGCCGAUUUACCAAACAUUGAUCCUAUGUACCAGUAUUCUUUAACCUGGUUUAUAAAUCUCUUCUUGAAUUCAAUUCACGACAGGGCAAGGAAAGAAUUAGAUAUGGCAGAGUUUAUGUUCUUCCUAACUGGAGGAAUAGGAUUGGAAAACAAAGAUCCUAAUCCCGAUCCUUCUUGGUUAAUAGAUAAAUCAUGGGAUGAAAUUUGUAGAAUGAGUGAUCUACCAUCAUUCAAAGGAUUCAAACAACAAUUUGUGAAAGAUGUAGCUCUUUGGAGGAUGUACUACGAUGACAAAGCUCCUCAUAAAGCUGAAUUGCCUCCACCUUGGCAAAAAUUGACUCCAUUCCAAAAGCUUAUAGUCCUUCGCUGCGUUAGACCUGAUAAAGUUAUACCUGCUGUAGCUAAUUUUGUUAAGGAUAAAUUGGGUCAAAUGUUUAUUGAACCUCCUCCGUUUGAUUUAACAAAAUCUUACGCCGACUCAAAUUGUUGCGCUCCUCUCAUCUUUGUUCUUUCACCUGGUGCUGAUCCAACAAUGGCUCUCUUAAAAUUCGCCGAGGAUAAAGGUUUUGGCGGCAACAAAUUUAACAGUAUUUCUUUAGGUCAGGGUCAAGGUCCCAUUGCUGCAAAAAUGAUUCAAACAGCGAAACAAGAAGGAACUUGGGUUCUCCUGCAAAACUGUCAUUUGGCAGUCUCAUGGAUGACAGCUAUGGAGAAAAUCUGUGAGGAUUUUACACCAGAAAAUACCCAUCCAGAUUUUAGAUUAUGGCUCACAAGCUAUCCAAGUGACAAGUUUCCUGUAACAGUCCUUCAGAACGGUGUCAAAAUGACAAAUGAACCUCCAACUGGACUUCGUCAGAAUCUUUUACAGUCCUACUUGAAUGAUCCAAUUUCAGACGAGGAAUUCUUCCAAAAUUGCAAAGGAAAGGAGGGAACAUUUGAGAAAUUACUAUACGCAUUAUGCUUUUUCCAUGCUCUGGUUCAAGAGCGUCGUAAAUUCGGUCCUUUGGGUUGGAAUAUCCCAUACGGUUUCAACGAGUCAGACUUACGAAUAUCUGUAAGACAACUGCAAAUGUUCAUAAACGAAUAUGAUGAUGUACCGUACGAUGCUAUCACAUACUUAACUGGAGAAUGCAACUACGGUGGAAGAGUAACAGAUGAUCGAGAUAGAAGAACUCUUAUGACUAUUCUAGCUGAUUUCUACAAUGACAAAGUUGUAGAAGAAGCCAAGCACAAACUUUCCGCCUCUGGCUUAUACUAUGUUCCACCAAAAGGAACUUACGAAGAGUAUUUGGAAUUUAUUCAGAAUCUACCCCAAACUCAAACUCCUGAGGUUUUCGGCAUGCACGAUAACGUCGAUAUUUCAAAGGAUUUAUCCGAAACUAAACAACUAUUCGAUAAUGUGCUAUUAACGCUCGGAGGAGGUAGCACAGGAGGGGCGGGAAAAUCUGACGAGGCUCUACAUCAGAUAGCUUCGGAUAUUUUGUCGAAAUUACCGAAGGAUUUUGAUUUAGAGGAAGCUCAGCAGAAAUUUCCAGUAACCUAUGAAGAAUCCAUGAAUACAGUAUUAGUACAGGAAAUGGAAAGAUUUAAUAAACUAAUGGUUAUAAUUAGAACUAGUUUACAAAACCUUCAAAAAGCAAUAAAAGGUUUGGUUGUUAUGAACUCAGAUCUCGAAGCACUUGCCCAAUCGUUACUCAUUGGUAAAAUACCUGCUAUUUGGGCUAAGAGAUCUUAUCCAUCAUUAAAACCUUUAGGUUCUUAUGUAAACGAUUACCUGGAACGUUUAAGCUUCUUACAAAAAUGGUACGAUAACGGUAAACCCCAUGUAUUUUGGGUUUCGGGAUUCUACUUUACCCAAGCUUUCUUGACUGGUGUAAUGCAAAACUAUGCUAGAAAAUACAAAAUACCGAUUGAUCUCCUGGGAUUCGAUUUUGAGGUUCUACCUAAAGAACAAAGUGACGAUAGUCCAUCCGACGGAGCCUAUAUUCACGGUUUAUUCUUAGAUGGAGCACGAUGGGAUAAGAAAAAAGGCGUCUUAAAUGAGCAAAAUCCAAAAGUUUUAUAUGAUGCCAUACCAAUCAUUUGGCUCAAGCCGGCGAAGAGAUCAGAUAUUGACGAAGGUUCGUCCAGAUACACAUGUCCAGUUUAUAAAACUAGCGAAAGAAAAGGAACCUUAUCGACAACUGGACAUUCAACAAACUAUGUUGUAUCAAUAUUAUUACCGACCGAAAAACCUGUACAACACUGGAUAAAGCGAGGAUGCGCCAUGCUGUGUCAAUUAGAUGAUUAA
This is a messenger RNA of Dimorphilus gyrociliatus, 11995 nucleotides long. Lineage: Eukaryota; Metazoa; Annelida; Polychaeta; Dinophilidae. The record is from the annotation of a GenBank genome assembly.